AUGACCGAAGAUAAAAUUGAUGUUAUUUUUUGCGAUCGCUUUCUUUUAAAGCAUAUAAUAACCGGAUUUAGCAUGACAGAACCUAUUCGCAAUGCAUUUCGGGAACUUUCAACUGCUUAUUCAUUAGAUGAAGAACAAAUCACAUUAGUUUUUAUGGGCCAGCCAGUAGACCCGGAUAGCACCCUUAAUGAUAUUGAAUAUUUCAAAGAUGCAUUAAUUUUCGUUGAAUCAAAUGAAACUUUCGAAGUAGAAGGAUUCGCAACAGAGCCUAUAGAAGAAGAGGAAGCCACAGAUACAGAUUCUAAUGGUUAUGGCGAGCAUAACGAUGAUGAUGUCACAGAAAGAGAUUUUUCACAUAGUCCUAUUCAAGAAAUACUUGAUAGAGGCCAAGAAACGAAGAAAUAUCCUGUUAUGGUUACAUUGUCUCCUCUAGAAAGAAACGAAAGAAGUGAAAAUAUCGCUAAUAAUGGUCAACUUAUCGAAUGCUUCAUAACACAGCCAGAUAUCAUUGAAGGCAUCAUUGCCUCAUUAAUUAAUCCCGAAUAUACAGAAAAAUUACACGAUAAUAAAGCAAUUUUAGAGAAUUUUCUUGCAAGAUACAAACAUUUACCACAAGAAAUCGAACCAAUUACACCACAUGGAUAUAUUUCUGCAGAGCAAUUCAAUAUACUUCGCAGAAUUUGCCGUGGAGAUCAGCAAGCCCGAGAUUUGCUACAAGAGACUUUAGAAUCACAACGAAGAAACAACCAUCAUGAUAAUGAUCACGAUGAUCCAUUAAGUAUGUUCAUGGGAUUACUCAAUAAUUUCCGAGGCCGCCGAAAUUAUUCUGAUGACGACAAUGAUGACUACGACGAUCCUGAUGAUGACGCCGAUUCUGCAGAUAUCGAUGAUGAUUUUGAUGAAAUUUAUUAA
Messenger RNA from Trichomonas vaginalis G3, 912 nucleotides. RefSeq lists its product as uncharacterized. The transcript has a single exon. The coding region runs from base 1 to 912 and encodes 303 amino acids. NCBI's taxonomy places the organism in Eukaryota, Parabasalia, Trichomonadida, Trichomonadidae. The record is from RefSeq and is a predicted model, not a curated record.